Cornus florida is the source of this 2369-nucleotide messenger RNA. RefSeq lists its product as uncharacterized. The coding region runs from base 28 to 2115 and encodes 695 amino acids. The record is from RefSeq and is a predicted model, not a curated record. The transcript is spliced from 6 exons. Lineage: Eukaryota; Viridiplantae; Streptophyta; Magnoliopsida; Cornales; Cornaceae.
CUCUCCGUUGCCGUCAGAUUCUGUCAAAUGAGCAGAUUACCAGAAAUAACCGAUCUCUUCGCGAGGCUCGCAUCAAAUCUCCAAACCCUAAAAACAACGGUCGGUGAUGAAGAUCAAACCUGUGAUCUCUUAAUUUCAAAUCUGAACUGUUCUCUCAAUCUGAACGAAAAUUCUAGGGUUAGGGUUUUGGACACUGCGCUCUCUUUGAUGGGCUUUAGAGCACCACAGGUCUUUGAUUCAGGGAUUGAAUAUCUGGUGAGGACAAUUGUUACUGUUCUGUCUUCUACAAUUGCUUGCAAGGUGUUGCGGUUUCAGAAAGAAGAGGUUUUGCAAAUCGGUAGCACAAUCUCGAGGCGUGAUUGUGCAGAAUUGAUCGAAUUUUGUGCUGAUGUUUUGGGGAGAUUGGAUGGACAUGGGAUGCUUUCUCAUACACUAUUGCAUGCUGUUGUAAGAGUUGCAGUAUCAGCAUCUUGCUUUCGUUAUGUAUUAGAAUUGACACCUAUUCUUGAUGUAAAAUCAAUCGAAGGAAGAAGUCUAGCUGUUUCAAAGCUGCUCUGUCAUUUGCAAAAGGAAAUCUCUCUUAGAAACGAAGAAAUACCACUGAGGCUGUUGCUGUGGUAUCUUGACCCUCUAAUUCUAAAGAAUGAUCUCUUACAAAUAUUGCAAGAAGCUAUUAGAAGACCUUUUCUUUGUUUGAAUAUUGUAUUUUAUGAGAGGACAGAUUGGCGCCUUAUACUUUUAUGCUUGGCACUUACUCCUGCUAUGUUUAUCGAGACCAGGGCUCUAUUACAUAACUGGUUUCUGAUGACGGGCUUGGCUACUGUAUUAGAGCUUCAAAUUGAGCUAGUCCGGCUGAUACUUGAUGUAAUUUCCAGACCAACGUGGUGGGGCAUAACUAUGGAAGUGGGGUCAAAUUUACCUUCUUCUCAUGCAUACUUUCCGCAAAAACACCACUUGAUGAGGACUUUGGCUGGACCACUCUCAUUUGAAAAUUUUCUACACUUGGUUCACAGUACAAGCAAACCAGUUCCCAAUGCUAAAAGUUAUUCUGAUUCAACUCUUAAGCAAGAUGCGACAAAAUUUGCAAUGAUAGGUCACAAAUCUAUGUGGGCUAUGGCAAUGAACUUCCCAGAGUGGUUCUUUUUCGCUUCUUUAUUGCUCUUUGCUGGGAAAAACAAUCAAGAUAUUUUCCAUUCAGAAUGCACAUUAGGGGCUGCUGAAACUGAACAAUCUCAGGAUAUCGAUCUGCCUUGUUUUUCUGCUUCUGCUGCAAGGCACAUUGCAUGGAUUCUGAGCCCCAUCAGUGAAUCUCAUCAAAAUCUGCUUGUUGAUUCUCUGAUUAGAAUAUCAGAGUCAUGGCGACUCAAGCUAUUUAGCUCAGAUAACCAUUACAAAGUAAAAGCUGGCUACAAGAAAAAACUCAAGAAACCCAAAUUUCAUGACAUCAGUGAGGAAAGUCCACUCUUAAAGGAAUUUGAUUGUAGAACUAUCCAAUACUGGCUCCAGGAAUUUCAAGACAUUUACAUCAAAUAUUGGAAUGAAAUUGUCAACAGUUCUGCAUCAUUUGCAGCAAAAUCAUCAUGUGGGAUUAGCCUUAAGCAAAGUGUGUUGUUUAGGAAAAUCCCGUUAGGCAUUUUGAUUGGAUAUUCUACUGGCAUUAAUGAAGAUGGAUGUGAGCUGCUGCUGCAUUAUGUUGUAACUGGUUCCAUACUGCAGUUGACGGAAACUCAGACUGCUGGAUUGAACCAUCGAAAAUGGAUUGCUGGAGAGCAGGAAGACUUUGACAAGUGUAAUAUAAAGGAAGCUGUGGCAGGAGCCUGCCUUGUAUUCCGCUUAACUGAUGUUGUUGAGAGUAUGUCAGCUUCAAUGUUUGAUACUGAAGAGGGUGGAAUAGACUCUAUUUGCCGGUUGAAGCAGAGGACUGGCAAAUACUUGUUUAAAUGUAUUAAGAAGCUACUCCAACUCAAUAUUGAUGAAGAUAAUGUACUCAUGAUGCUAAGGGAUCUUUACAGUAGACUGGUACGAUGGAGACAUCAAGGUCGAGAUGUAUUUCAAGGAUCCGAGGAUCUGAAUGAUGCCAUUGAAGCCUUGAGUAACAAACUAUCGUCCUGCUGAUGAGAUUUGUGAAGCAUAGGCAUUUUUGUAAUCCUUGUAUGGAAAUGAUUGUUUUUUGUUUAUUUUAAUCUGUAAAUAUGUGCAAUAUUUUGUAUUCUUGUUGAUCAUCAGUCUUUGCAAGUUAGCAAACUCUUUUUCUUUACAUUGUUCUCAAAUAAGUCUCUCAUUCUUGUUGCAAGGUCACCUCUCUCUGCUCAUCUACCAAAUUUCUGAGUGCAUGGUAGAAGUUAUGGAACCAAAAAAGAUAAAUUUGG